Bufo gargarizans (Asiatic toad) is the source of this 2074-nucleotide messenger RNA. It is a transcript of the gene TRMT44, whose product is annotated as tRNA methyltransferase 44 homolog. NCBI's taxonomy places the organism in Eukaryota, Metazoa, Chordata, Amphibia, Anura, Bufonidae. Gene Ontology annotation, molecular function: tRNA (uridine) methyltransferase activity; metal ion binding. Gene Ontology annotation, biological process: tRNA methylation. The record is from RefSeq and is a predicted model, not a curated record. The transcript is spliced from 11 exons. The coding region runs from base 34 to 2031 and encodes 665 amino acids.
CGCCGCUGUGUGCACACAUGUUGUAGCCGGGAGAUGCCGGAGCUGGGGAAGCUGUGUGUGCCGGAUCCCGGCUCGGUGUUGCCCGGUGGGUUCUGGGCAGCGGUGGCAGUGUGGGUGGAGAAGCCGCAGGUGCUGAAUAAGAGGCUGUGCGGCUCUUGUGUGGAGGCGGAAUGGGAGGAAGACGCGGUGCAGAGGCUGCUGUCAGGGCUGAGCUGCCCGGGGGGAGAUGACGAGGUGCUGGCCCGGGUCAGGGGGUAUGAGGGCGGCGGCGUGCUGAGGAGCAUCAUCCCAAAGGCCAACCCGCACUACCCGUCCACCGAGCCCCGGAGAGAGCUGCUACUGAGAGAUGUCUCCGGCAACGCAGUGACAUUUCUCCCGCUGGAAGAAGCCAGCCAGGGACAUUUCCAGGUCAAGAAAAACAACAUUUAUCAGAUCCGUCUUGAACAUGUCGAGGGUGAUGAAUGGUCGCUCUCCCUAUUCACUCUUUAUGCAGAAGGCUGGGAGUCGGAUGGCGUGAUUUACCCUAAAAUCUCCUGGAUGAAAAAUGAGCUGCUGUCUCGGCUGGCCAAGUGGUCCACGGAGGACAAGAGGAGCGACUUUAAGAGCACGCUAUCGCUCAUUGCGGUGGAUAAAUAUAGCAAGCGGUAUCAGAGCCUGAAGGAGAAGUACAGAGAUAUGGUGAAGGUCUGGCCUGAAGUCACAGAUCCUGAAAAGUUUGUCUAUGAAGAUGUGGCCAUAGCGACCUAUCUGUUAGUUCUUUGGGAGGAAGAGCGAUCACAAAGGCAAAGUACGGAGAAGCAGUCCUUUGUAGACUUGGGAUGUGGAAAUGGACUCCUGGUUCAUAUUUUAAGCAAUGAAGAGCACCCUGGCCGAGGCAUUGAUGUCCGCAGGAGAAAAAUCUGGGAUAUGUACGGGUCACGGACAAUUUUGGAGGAAUCUGCUAUUACACCAAGUGAUAAUUACUUAUUUCCAGACACGGACUGGAUAAUUGGUAACCAUUCUGAUGAGCUGACACCUUGGCUGCCCGUAAUCGCCGCUCGGUCUUCUUAUUCUUGCCGCUUCUUCGUAUUGCCGUGCUGCUUCUUCAGUUUCUACGGAAAAUAUAACAGAAAAUCCAGUAAAAAGACCCAGUACAGAGAAUACCUGGACUUUGUCACUGAAGUUGGAACUCGGUGCGGAUUCGUGGUGGAAGAAGAUUGUCUGAGAAUCCCAUCAACAAAAAGAGUGUGUCUUCUAGGGAAGUCCAGGAGUUACUCUCCUGCCGAGGAGCCCCAGGCUGAUGCACAGAGAGCUCAGUAUAUCUCCAGUCAUUCAGCGGACUCUGUAACUAGCCAAGCGGCUUCUGAGACCUCUACACAUCACACAGACGAUGCAACUGGUGACGUCAACACCGACAGGAUUACCGAUUGUUCCAGGACAGAACAUGGGGACUGGAUAUCGGGGUUCCAACCCAGAGACAAAGUGGAAAAGGUCAGGAACUGUGUGUCACUUCCCAGGGACUUCAUCGAUAAGGUGGUCCUGCAAGUCGCCCAGUUAUUACUCUGCUCUGACCCCGGAGAGAAGGUUAACCUUUCUAAAGAUGGAGCCGAGCGAUCCUGGAACAGAGGGAGAAGUCUUCCAAUACGGGAAGUCGCUGAAGUCCUGGACAAGGAGACGCUACAGAGACUGAAGAAUGAGUGUGGCGGUCUGCAGACCCUGCUCAGGAACAAUCACCAAGUCUUCCUAGGUAAGAGGUGCGCAAUUCGUUGGUUUCCAUACGCGAUUGGAGCCAAGAGUCGAGAACCUCUACAGAUAAACGCAAGACAGAAGCCAAACGCAAGCUCUCAGCCAAUACCUCAAAGACGCGACUUUGCUGGUUUUAUGUCAACCACUCCGACAGCUGUCCUCGUCCCUCCGUCCAUUGCCCGUACGCACACGGAGCUGAAGAACUGCGGCCAUGUCCUUUACCUAAAAAGCAUAAGACUGCUCUGCACCUUACAUGUUAGACCAUCCUGCUCACUGAUUUUCUGUGAUUUUAUUUUUAUUUUUUAAUUAAACUUUCUGAAAAUAAAAAUUCAAGGAAUGUUCUCGCUAA